AUGGGUACUCAUCUUAAAUAUCUUCAAUUACUUCAAAAAUCAAAAAUCGCAAUAGAACAAACAUUAAUAGAUGUAAAAAUUUGUGAAACAAUAGAUGCAAGUCUUAGAGUUUAUGUAUUAUGCAAUAAAUUUUGGGAUGAUCUAGACUUGAUAACAAAAAAAAUGAUAAAUAUAAUUCAAAAUAUUCCAUACAAUUUUUAUGACAAAAUUCAAACUUGUAUUGAGGCAUGGUGGAAUUAUGUUUAUUAUAAUGAAUUAUUUAUUGAAAUUGUUAAAUUUCGAAACAAAAGUUCUCCAUAUAAUGAUGAUAUUAUUUGGGAAUCCACAGUUAAACUUAAUCCAG
Dentiscutata erythropus is the source of this 343-nucleotide messenger RNA. Lineage: Eukaryota; Fungi; Glomeromycota; Glomeromycetes; Diversisporales; Gigasporaceae. The record is from the annotation of a GenBank genome assembly.